This is a messenger RNA of Symbiodinium necroappetens, 1371 nucleotides long. Lineage: Eukaryota; Dinophyceae; Suessiales; Symbiodiniaceae. The record is from the annotation of a GenBank genome assembly.
AUGGCCUUGACUCUCCAGGCUCAGGCUCGACCGCUUCACAAAAAAUCGCCUGCAACCGUGCCACCUCCGGCGCUGCAAGCUCCUUGCACAUCGCAUCCUCAGCGAGCAUUGCAGGGGUCGCGAGCUGUCCUCGUGGGCGGGGCUGUGGCUACAGCUCUGGCCGAGGUCCUACAACGCCGGUCCAAGCUUAGCCAAGCGAGUUGCCAGCUGCACAGCUCUCGCCGUCCAAUCCGUGCCUUCCGCGCUACCUCUCCUGUUAAUGGGUCCGAUGAACUGGAUACGAAUGGAGACGAGUCCUCAAUAGGACUGAAAAGCCUACAGAGAGAUCGGGAUGCGAUGCAAAGUGAGACCAGUUCAUCGAUGGACGUGGUGUUAGAAGACAAGCUGGAGGCAUUCAAAGGCUAUUUAAUUUUCUCAGAGGAAACGGGACCAUUGCCAUAUCGAGUGACGGAAAGUUUUUUCGUCGCUUUGGGAACUUUGUGCUUCGUGACGCGCGUGGUUUCCCCGAACCUCGCCAGUACAUUGUUUCUACAGCAAGUCGAGGACAUUGUCAAUGUAUCCUUCUUUGUCAAGUUUUUGCUUCUAUUCUGGGUGAAUGAAUUUAAUAUCUCCUGGCUCUUCACGGGAAAGGGAGUCUUAGAUCUGGCGAGCAGCUUGCCAGUGCUUUGUCUUCCGGCACGGCUGAUAGGCGGUCCCGCGCUCGAGAAGACCACGGAUUUGUUGCAAAUCGGCAGAUUCUUCCGUUUGCUGCGCAUUGCGCUGCCUUCCUAUGGGAACAGCCCUGAUGGCAUGGUGAGCAGAACUGUGACCGUGAGUCAGCAAAUCAUCGCGGUCUUGCUCUCCCUGCUCGGCACCGUCGUUGUGUCGGCCACUGUCUUGUACGCGUUUGAAAACCCAGACGCAGAUUUGGAAGUGGCGGAGCGCACCUUCGAGGAUGCUCUGAUCUACAUGGUCAACAUCUUCACGGGUCGCGAUCCACCGUGGUACCCACUGAAUCCACAGGCAAAGAUUGCCUCCGUGGUGGCCUCGCUUUCGGCGAUCAUCUUCAUCCCCUUCCUGGUGGGAAGAUCCAUGGAGGUCUUCAUGAAAACCGAGGAUCAGCCGAAUGCAAGCGCUGUCAGUACGGUAUUGCCUCCAAAACCUGGCGACGUCAGCAGCUGGGCCGAGGUCCUGAGGCUACUAGAUGUCGUGGAGCAGCAAGGCGUCCUCGGUAAGGAGGAGAUGAGGCAACUUCGCCUGCUGUGUCUGGAGAGCGACCACCGAUUGCUUAUUCUACACACUGCCUACUCGAAGAGAGCCAGGGAGAAGGGCAACCUGACUCUUUAUGCUGAACGGCUGCGAGAGCUACUCACCCUGAACCCUAAACCCUAG